Messenger RNA from Cervus elaphus (red deer), 4975 nucleotides. RefSeq names its product SHC adaptor protein 4 (gene SHC4). The record is from RefSeq and is a predicted model, not a curated record. Gene Ontology annotation, molecular function: receptor tyrosine kinase binding. Lineage: Eukaryota; Metazoa; Chordata; Mammalia; Artiodactyla; Cervidae. The transcript has 12 exons. Gene Ontology annotation, biological process: intracellular signal transduction; cell surface receptor protein tyrosine kinase signaling pathway. Gene Ontology annotation, cellular component: plasma membrane. Bases 891 to 2783 code for a protein of 630 amino acids.
AUUCACAGAUUUAUUAGCUUGCACACACAGAGAGAAAUUCAUUCAGCAAAGUUCAUUCAUAAAAAUUUCAACACGCUGCGUAUCAUCCUGCACAUUUCAGCCUUCUGUUGCAGAGAGGCUUCUGAAAGCUCUGAGAGGAGUCGGAGAGGGAGGGAAGCUCCGAGCCAGGGUGGGCAGGCUGGGAGGGGAUCUGAGGAACACGGAAGGACCACAAGUCAGAGAAAUAAUGCGGAGGAGCGCCUGUCACUAGUACUGCUGGCUUGAGGCCCAGAUGGGAUGCAAGACAAGAUCUUCCAAGAGAGGGCAGCCAUCAGGAGAAACGAACUCAGACAGAAGGGCCUUUGGCUCAUAUAGACAUUUCCUUUUUUCCUUUUUUAAAUGAACAAUCGCUGGAACAAAUAAAGGGUUAACAGGCCAGACAUUGCCCCGCCCUGUGGGAACCGGAGGGAGCAGGUUUGAAAGUUCCUGUGUGCAGAAGGGAGGAUGGGGGUGGGGGGCGCUAAAUAUUUCUGCAAGGCUCCCGCACCGCCAGCGACGCGGCGGGACCGGCUGGCUGGUUCUCCGCCCGGUUCCGUGCCCAAGAGUAGGAGGUGAGCGAUCCUGGCCGCCGCGAGGCGGGGUCCAAGCUUCCCCAGCAAGGAAUCCCCGGCGAGAACACCGGGUGCUGCCGCUGGGCCACAGACGGGACCGAAAUCAGCUGGGUAGGCGUUUUCCCCUGGGCUGUUACCCUCGAGGACCCGGAGCCGAGGCAGGCGAGCGCGAGAGCGGAGUUGGAGAGGUGGCUGCCGCAAGUUGCACGGGGCAUUGAGGCAUUUGUCUUCCGUUCCGUUUAUCUAGCAGACGGCGAGGCGAUUUAUGCAACAGUAUCCUGUUUCAGCACUGCCAAGGCUAUGCGAGAACGCGGUCAGGACAGCCUGGCAGGACUCGUGCUAUAUGUAGGACUCUUCGGGCACCCCGGGAUGCUGCACAGGGCCAAGUACAGCCGCUUUCGGAAUGAGUCCAUCACGUCCUUGGACGAAGGCAGCCCGGGAAGCUCGACCGGGAGCAAGGGCUCGCCGCAGCCUCCUUACCCCGCCCUGGCACCUCACCUGCCCGCUGAAGAUGCUGCCUUGGCGUCCCAGGAGAGCCCCACCCCACUGUGCACCUUGAUCCCUCGCAUGGCCAGCGUAAAGCUGGCCAACCCAGCCACCUUGCUGAGUCUGAAAAACUUUUGUUUGGGUACCAAAGAGGUACCUCGACUCAAGCUCCAGGAAAGCCAGGACCCGGCUCCCAGCAGCCCGGCUGCCCCUGAAACCAGUCUCAAUAGGGCCGUGCCAGCACCUCCGCCUCAGCGGGACCCCUUGGGGCACAGGGCGACCUCUUUAACUCCUGACGCCUGCCCACUUCCCGGCCCUGGGGAACCAACCCCCCGGAACAGAGAGGACAGACACUUUCUGCAGCACCUGUUGGGGCUGGGCAUGAACUACUAUGUGAGGUACAUGGGCUGUAUUGAAGUGCUGCAAUCAAUGAGGUCACUGGAUUUUGGAAUGAGAACCCAAGUUACAAGGGAAGCAAUAAGUCGCCUGUGUGAAGCUGUCCCUGGGGCAAAUGGAGCCAUUAAAAAGCGAAAGCCUCCAGCUAAGUUCCUAUCAACAGUUCUUGGCAAAAGUAAUCUUCAGUUUUCGGGAAUGAAUAUAAAACUGACCAUCUCAACAUGCAGUCUCACACUGAUGAAUCUUGACAACCAACAGAUUAUUGCAAAUCAUCAUAUGCAGUCUAUUUCUUUUGCUUCUGGAGGGGAUCCGGAUACUACAGACUAUGUUGCCUACGUAGCAAAAGAUCCAGUUAAUCAACGAGCCUGCCACAUACUGGAAUGCCGCAAUGGAAUGGCCCAGGACGUCAUAAGUACCAUAGGACAGGCUUUUGAACUCCGGUUUAAACAGUAUUUGAAAAAUCCUUCUUUGAAUCCUUCUUGUGAAAGCGAGGAGGUGCCUGUUGAUGGCCAUGCUGAGGAGAGAGAAGAUCAUGAGUAUUAUAAUGAAAUCCCGGGGAAGCAGCCGCCUGCAGGUGGUGUUUCAGAUGUGCGGAUCAAAGUUCAAGCCACAGAACAAAUGGCUUACUGCCCCAUACGGUGUGAAAAGCUGUGCUAUUUGCCUGGAAACUCCAAGUGCAGCAGCAUGUAUGAGAACUGUCUGGAACAAAGCAGGGCCAUAGGUAAUGCACACGAGAGAGGGGUGCAGUCCCAGCGAGAGGCGUCAUUGAUGAAGCACUCGUGUCGGGUGGAUCUUUUCGAUGACCCCGGCUACAUCAAUACACAGGUUCUUCGAAGCACGCUUGGCUCUGCUGGAAAUCAAAGCUCACCUCACCCACUGGGAAGCCCAUGGCACCAGGAAAAGGCACCAGAAACUGUUCAGCCAGGUGCCACGGCCCAGCCUGCCAGCUCACAUUCUUUGCCGCACAUUAAGCAGCAGCUGCGGAAUGAAGACUGCUACCACGGCAAGCUGAGCAGGAAAGCGGCAGAGAGCCUUUUGGUGAAGGAUGGGGACUUUUUAGUUCGAGAGAGUGCAACGUCUCCUGGCCAGUAUGUGCUGAGUGGGCUACAGGGAGGCCAGGCAAAACAUCUUCUCCUGGUGGAUCCUGAAGGCAAGGUGAGGACCAAGGAUCAUGUAUUUGAUAAUGUUGGCCACCUUAUCAGAUAUCACAUGGAUAAUAGUUUGCCAAUCAUCUCUUCUGGAAGUGAAGUAAGCCUUAAACAACCAGUGAGAAAAGAUAAUAAUCCAGGACUUUUGCAUUCCAACAAAUGACCGUUUGGAAGUACCAUCACACUGAUGCUUCAGGAAAGUUCAUUUUGUAUUAGGACACAAAGAUAAUUCAAAUUUGGUUUCUAGGUACAUUAGAGCACAAACUGUGAAGUGUAUCUUUCUGAGACCAUCAUGGACUAGGUCCUUUAUAAAACAAAGAGCUAACAAAAAUUGAUCUUCAGAGAGUGAAAAUCAGAAAAGGGGAAGAGGAUGUGUCCAUUUGAAAAGAAAUUAUACAUAUGCACGGAUGUCACUUUGUAAGGCCAUAUUGUGUUGAUAACAAGCUAAAAGCACAAUUAAAAUUUUACAUGCUAAAGACAACUUGAAUGAACUGCUGGGGCAGUGGUACGUGCCUUUCAACUUGAUAAUUUGGGGACAUUUUCAUAUUGGGGAAAUAAGUUCCAAAUGUCUUCAUAUUCUAUAACUAUAGAACCAUUUGCCAAAAGAGUUUUUCCUUGUUAUAAAAAUAAGAAGCAAUUUGCUUAAUAGUCACUGACUUUAUUUUCUAUUUAGCAGCACUUUCACUGCAAUGUUAAAAUAAAUUUGACAUUGAAUUUGGACUGUGUCUAUGCCAGUGGAAUCAAAUGAAAGGCCACUGAAAGCACUGGUCUGUUUCAUUGGCCUGUCCCAUUUGCUAGUUAAAUGGUUGGAGCCCAGCUUCUUUGGCCUAGUAUUUCUCAAUCUUUGCUAUUUGGACUGUUUGCAUGUAACAUAUGACAAGCUAAAGAAGCCAAAUGUAUCAGUCAUUUCUGGUUUCAUUGCAUUUCUCCCUCCUUCCCCCUGCCCCUCACUCCCCCGACUUCCAAAAAGAGCUCAUGAGUGCAUGGAUUUAAAAAACUGACAAACCAGUUCUUCAUGGUCAGUCUCCAUAUUGGUUUUAUUCUUAUUUAAAGUGCUAAAUUUAUUUUAAAGUAUGGGGAAAUAUCACCUUGAUUGGCGGUGACUGACUCAUAGUCCCUCAUCUACAUGUAUCCUUAGCACCUUUUCUAGAUAUGACCAGACAAAAUGUACCAGGGAGAAAACACUGAAUGAAAAAGUUGAAAGGUUUGCCACAUGUUGGCACGCUUGGUAAACUGAUGAGGUAAUGAACCGUUGUGUAGGUUAAAGCACUGGACUUGGUCUCAGUAUGACCUUGAGCAAAUUGCUGAAUCUGUCUGGACUCCAGAUUCCUUGUCUAUAAAAUGAGGGAGCUGGACUAGGUAAAUUCAGAGGUCCAUUUUAGCUCUAACAUAAUAUGAGUUUAUAAAAAGCAAAUUUUCCCUUUAUUGGGGGUUAAUGUUGAUAACCAGUCUGUAUAAUUAAUCUGGAAACCAGUUUUUUCCUUUAGUCUGUGUCUGUACUCACUGAGUUCGUCAUUCAGAUAGCAGAGAUCUGCAGCCUUUCAGUUAAAAACAUUGGAACUUUGGAAAAAUGUAAGUAUUGGUGGUAGAAGUAGAUUUGGUUAUUUUGAGUAGCAGAAAACAGCUUUGCAUAUAGAGAUAUGGCCAUUACUUUAGAAUUUUUUUUAUCAUGAGUUAUCUAGACAAUUGCCUUAAUUCCACUUCACUUUGGCUAUGUAGAUAAAUCUUUGCAAUUGUGAAAUAUUUGCUAAAUUUUAAAUAAAAUAUGAGAAACUUCUUUUGGAUAGAAAUCAUCAGAAAUCAAGCACACUGAACUCUAAUUAUGUGAAGGUUUAUGCUUUUAUUUUACUUACACUGUCAUUGGCUUCUUCAAUAUGUCGUUUUCUUUUCUACAACUAGAAAAUAAUGUAUUUUUCCUCAAUUUUGCAUACAUCAUAAUUCUUGAUUUUUUGUCCUCGUAAAGGGGAUCAGCAUGGGUAUAAAUCAGCGAAAUUUAUGGGUGAUCUAAUUACCUUAACAGGGUUGUGGUCUCAUUCUGGUUGAGCAGAGUGAUAACUUGGUUGGGUGGCAGGAAAGAGUUCUUGAUGCUAUUAGAUGCAAAGAGUAUGACUGAUGGGAGCAGUACACAUAUCUGAUCAGUAUUUGACUGUAAUGGUAUAAAUAGUUAAAUGGGCAAAUACCGCGCUUACAGCAACAGGCACAGUUAAAAGAAAAUGAAACAACAAAAGAAGUUUGAUUGCAUGCUAUUUUAAUGUCACAUUCUUAUCUUCAUCUGUCUUAAAGCAGAAAUCCAUUUGCGUAUAAAUAUCUGUAAACAACUUUUCAAAAAAAUAAAUGAUUAUUGAUUUAUGACAA